AUGGCGGUAGAAGAUGGCGCUGUUCUGGGAAAGCUGCUUGGGCAGUUGGAGAGCUCAGGUCUAUAUCAUGAUGGGACCAGAGACACUGUACUGGACAUGUUGGAGAUCUACGAGAACUUACGAAAGUCUAGGACCACCAUCAACGUUCAGGGAGCAAGGUCAAAUCAGCGUGCAUAUCAUUUGCCAGAUAGCCCCAUUCAGGAGUCAAGGGAUGCUUGGCUAAGGUCUGAACCUAGAGGAGCUUCACCCGAUGGUUUCACUCUCGCUGACACGGCCUACCUCGAAGUUAUUCUGGGAUUUGAUGCCUUGGAGGAAAGUGUCGAUGCUUUCGAGCAUUGGAAAGCUGGCCAGUCACAAACUCUGCCGAGAUACAAUUUGUAG
Messenger RNA from Colletotrichum tamarilloi, 381 nucleotides. RefSeq lists its product as uncharacterized. The record is from RefSeq and is a predicted model, not a curated record. The coding region runs from base 1 to 381 and encodes 126 amino acids. Lineage: Eukaryota; Fungi; Ascomycota; Sordariomycetes; Glomerellales; Glomerellaceae. The transcript has a single exon.